Messenger RNA from Pyrus x bretschneideri (Chinese white pear), 4736 nucleotides. Its product is annotated as helicase protein MOM1. NCBI's taxonomy places the organism in Eukaryota, Viridiplantae, Streptophyta, Magnoliopsida, Rosales, Rosaceae. Gene Ontology annotation, biological process: heterochromatin formation. The record is from RefSeq and is a predicted model, not a curated record.
GAUUAAUUCUGUCACCAAAAAAAUCAAAAAAGCAGAAAACCAACCGGGCCGCCUCCCCUUUUUGUUUCCCAUCCCUCGAAUUUUCCCGAUAAAUAUCUCACUUUCUCGCUGGAAAUUCGAAAGUAGAAACCCUAGCAUUCUCCGAUUACUGCCGGAAAAUUGAAAUUGGGCGCCAAAUUCUUCCGCGUUGCUAACGUUUGCGGAAAUUUGGGUUGCAAAACUAAAAUGGCGAAGACUCCUCCGCCAGCGAAGAGGAAAUCCGAGAGAUUUGAGAUGAAGAAGUCGACGCAGAGCCCGCUGCGGCGGUCGUCGAGGGCGAAGAACCACUCGUCGACUUCGUCUGGUUCGAAAUUGUCUGACGGUAAAAGCUCGGCGUCGUCGUUAAUGGAGCUGCGGAAUAGGGAAGUAGGGAAGAGCCAGAAGCAGAAUGUAGUGGGAAAGAAGAUACUGGAUUAUAAAAGUUACAAGGCAAUGUUUCUGAAAAAUGGAAAGAAGGAUAAUGCAGCAGUAAAUGAAAGCAAAGGCAAUUGCGAAAAGUUGUUGAAGGUGUUGUGUAGCGGAAAGCGGGAAAGUCAGCCUAAGGAUGAAGAGCAACACCUUAGGUUUCAGAAAAAGGUGGUGGAGGGAGAGUACAAACAGUGGACAUCUUGUUCCGGUUUGUCUCAGGGGAAACGGAAAAGGGAACAACAGCUUGAUGUGUUGUCAGCGAUACAGCAAGUUGAAAGUGGUAAAGUUGUGAAAAAGCGCAGGACAGUUGUAAAUAGAAAUGAUGAUUCACCCCAUCUAAAACCAGGAUCAGAGGGAAAAUCAAGUCCUGGAUGUAAGAAAGGAGCUUCUGUAACUCCAGCAGAUAUUGUGCCUGAUUCUUCUACCAGGACAACUGGUUGUGAAAAUACAGUAACGGAUGAAAAUUGUGCCUCUACUUCUCAUAAUGUGGAUAAAAAUGGAUUAGAAAAACCGGAGAGUAACCUGUUUGAAUCUGAGGAGAGAAGAAAAUUGUGUGAUGGCCAGAAGAGUCUCCAUCUGCUUUUGAAGCCACGGAUGUCAAAAUUAUGUGAAAUCCUACAACUUUCUGAAGAUCUGAAGGAUACGGUCAGAAUGCUUCUUGAAUAUGUAAUGAGUAAUCACAGAGUAGAUACAAAACCAGCAACAAUACUGCAGGCAUUUCAGAUAUCUCUGUGUUGGGCUGCAGCUUCAUUUCUCAAGCAAAAAGUCAACCACAAAGAAUCACUUUUGCUUGCAAAGCAGCACCUUAACUUUACUUGCACAAAGGACGAGGCAUACUCUUUUUAUUCAAUGCUGCAGUGUUUGAAGACAACCUUUUUACUACAUACAGGGACUUUUAAGGAUGCAGAGUCUCUAAAGUUCGCUAAGUUAUCAGGUAAAGGUGCUCUGAAGCACCAUUUAAAUGCAAAGGGUACACAAUCAACGAUUUCUAACUUGCAGAAGGUCCAAUCAGAGGUCAAAGACUUGACUGUGAAUCCAGAAUAUGUAGCACACAAAGAUGUUUCAAAAAGUAUCAAAGGAAUUCGUAAAAAGUUCAAGAAGAAGAUGACAAAACUUACUGAGAAGCAUAAAAAAGAGAAAAUUGAGUUUUGGAAAAAUUACGAGGAAGAAAAGGGGUGUCUAGAAAGAGAGAACAAAACAGAGUUGGCCGUUAUUCAAUCUUGUUUCCAGAUUAAUACUUCAAUGAGAUCAGAUAAGCUCAAGAAGUUGGAAAAGGAAAUUGAAGAACAUCAACAACGUGUGGACAUAGAUCUUGAGCGUCUUGAGGCACUGCAGCAGGAAGCAUUGUAUAAGUUGAUGGAUAAGCAGAAACAAUUGUUACAGAAAGUGGGAUCCUGGGCACGGCUCAAAAUGCCAAAUAGAUCAUCUUCAAAUAAACCUGAGCCUGAGUUGGAAUGCUCACAGACAAGUGAACAAAUUAGAGUUAACAAAGAUCUGGAUGAUUUUGCCUCUCUAAGAGAGCAUGAUCUUGAUAAGAUUGUGCCGAGCAUGACAAGGGGAGUGAUAGGACUGUCUGGAACUCCAGAAGGGAAUUCUGAUGAAGCUGUAGCAUGUAGUGGUCCCAUUAGAAAAGUGACGACUCCAACAGGAUUGCACAAGACUGUCAGUUCAAGUAAUGGUUUGCAUAAAGUUGUUUCUACAAGCCCACCUUCAUCUGAAGAACAAAUCCAUGCAGUGACGGUAACCAGUUCAGAUAAAGUGGUCGAUUUGGGAUGGUGUGAGACUGUCAGUUCAAAUGAUGUCUUGAAGGAUUUAGCCUUUGUCAAUCCACCUUCAUCUGAACAACAAAUCCCUGAAAAAGCCUCAAAACAUGGGAUUGUUAAUUCAAGUAAUGGUUUGCAUAAUCUUGAGUCUCUGAGCUCUCCUUCAUCUGAAGAACGAACCCGCGUAGUGACAGUAACCGUGCCACCUAAAGAUGUAGAGCUGGGUGUCCUUGAGCCUGUCAGUUUGAAUGAUGGUCUACAGAACCUUGUGUCAGUGGAUCUACGUUCAUCUGAAGAACAAAUCUAUGAAAACAUAACAGAACAUGAGUCUGUUAGUUUAAGUCCUGAUUUGCAAUAUGUUGUGUCUAUGAGCCCACCUUCAUCUGAAGAAGAAUUCCGGGCAGUGACAGUAAAUAUUCCUGAUAAAGCGGUUGGUUCAGAAGUUCUUGAGACUGUCUCUCCAAGGGAUGACCUGGGGAAUCUUGUCUCUGUGGGUCCAGCUUCAUCUGAAGGACAAACCCCUGAAAAAACCACAAAACAUGAUACUGUCAUUUCAAGUCAUGGUUUGCAUAAUCUUGAGUCUCUGGAUUCACCUUCAUUUGUUGAACAAAACCCUGAAAUUCCACAGAAAAGGAGAACAGUGAAUUACGCUGUGGCAUCUGAUUGUGCAACUAGGGUCAACCAACAGAAUGGAGUGGAUAUUGCAGCAAAUGAAAUCUCUUCUGGGAAAAAUACCCUGGUAAACUCACCAGCAGUGGAGCUUGUGACAGCCGUUGUGGAUGCCUGUUCAGUGGCACUACAUCAGGCACACCAAGACAAAGGUACUCUGUUAGCCACAUUGAGAGAAGUUCAAUGUGGAGAUGCACAAGCUAGAGAAAUGCAGAAUACUGCCCAACCAGUUGAAAUUCCAGUAUCCCAAUCAGUUGCAACAGUAGCAUAUGUUCAUUCUGAUCUUGCUGUGGACAAUGAGCCUGUGGUACAAGUGCCACAGCCACCAUACUCUAAUACACCUGAUUGUAAUCCUCUUGAGUUAUCUUCAGUUGGUGGAAUAGAAAUUCAGCCAAGUAUUGAAGAUCAUGCCAUUGACCAAACUGCUCAGGGUUCAUAUGAAAAUGCUACGAACUUACUUGAUCUUUCAGAUCAAACUUUUUUGCAGCCUCUGACAUUGCAUCGGUCUGUUAAUAUCCCUACUAGUGGAUUUGGACAGCUUUUGCCAGACACAUGGGCUACAUCUGCUACUUAUGCAUUUAAUACUCAUCCUAUACAUGCUGCACCUCAUAUGGCAUAUGGGAUGCCUCUGACCUCAUCCUCUGACCCUCUUCAGUACGAGUUAGAAAGAUUGAACAAAGAGACAGACCAAAACCAUAAGUCUCAUGAAGAUAUGAAGCAGCGCCUGAAAUCUGAUUGUGAAAAGGAGAUAGAGGAGGCUACUACUGAAAUUCGUCGCAAGUAUGAAAUUAGAUUACUGGAGACUGAAGCUGAAUUUCACAGUAAAAAGAAAGAACAGGAUGCAAUCCGUGACCAGGUUAUAAGGAAUAAGAUUCUCUCCUGGGCUUUCUGUAAAUACAUGGAUCUUAUUAGGGCAUCGAGUGCAUCUGGAGUGCAGAAAGAUGGCAAUUCCAAUUUCGUCCAGCAGCUGCACCAGCUCUCUAUGCAGCAAAAUGCACAAAGAAGUUCUACAGUUGCCGGUUCAUCUUUGGCAAGCCCUCCUGCAGCUAGCCUGGCGACUUCAAUUGCACUCACACGCAGCCUCCAGGCAACCCCACCUGCACCUGCACCUGCACCUGCACCUGCAACCAAUCCGCAUUGUACAGUUCCACCUACACAGACUCUUCCAUUUUUGCCUGCUCAAUAUCCCAGCAUUCCAGCAAGACCGCCUCACAUUGGUUCCUUCGCUUCCACUGGAAUCCCCCGAGGUGGAGGUGAUAUUCGUGCCCCAGCUCCACAUCUCCAACCUUUUAGACCCUCAACAUCCAUGUCAAAUUGGCAGUCACAUAGCAACUCUCCUGCAAUGUCCCAGUCACUUCCUCAUGUGCCACGACUUCCAACCCCCACACAACAAUCUCUUCCUUAUAAUAGGGCUCACCAUCCUGAAACUGCAGGAGGAUUGUCCGGUCUUCGUUGUAAUAUAUCCGCGUUGGAGUUACUAAUGAACAGCCAAUCUGGUGCUAACCCACCUGGUAUUUUUCCCUCAUUGCCGAAUUUGGGUUUAAACCGUGACCAAUUGCACCUUUCGAGUCCUGCUCCUACCAUCGGAAAUUGUUUCAACCAAGUACAUACUGCUGGACGCACAGAUGUAGUUUGUUUAUCGGACGAUGACUAAUCAGUUACAGGAUACAGGUUCCCGGUUCUAAUUAACGUAGUUUCACCAUGUGUCCUUGUUGCUACUGGGCAUGGCGCGAGGCUGCGACAUGGUAUUAGCACAGCUAGAAGUUCUAACAGUUACCUAGCUGCUAGGAGUUUGUAUAUGCACAUUAUCAAAUGCCUUCUGAUCUAAUGAAUGUAGUUUAAAAUAUAAAUUAUGUA